Messenger RNA from Nematocida parisii ERTm1, 222 nucleotides. RefSeq lists its product as uncharacterized. The record is from RefSeq and is a predicted model, not a curated record. NCBI's taxonomy places the organism in Eukaryota, Fungi, Microsporidia. The coding region runs from base 1 to 222 and encodes 73 amino acids. The transcript has a single exon.
AUGGAUAAGAAGAAAGAGUACGAAGAAGAAAUCAGUGACAUCCUCAGAAAGGUCAUGGAAACAAGUUAUCAAAGAAAAAGGAAUUCUGAGAAGAUCAUUUCUUUACUUAAAACCAUACGGCAGGAGGGAGAACCAGAAGAGCUCAGUGAGAGUCUUAUAAAUGAGUAUGCAGAAUUAAAGAGAAGAGUACUGAAUAAUCUAGGAAUACAAGAGAAGGACUAA